This is a messenger RNA of Exophiala oligosperma, 3731 nucleotides long. RefSeq lists its product as hypothetical. Gene Ontology annotation, molecular function: nucleosome binding; protein binding. Gene Ontology annotation, biological process: DNA-templated transcription; chromatin remodeling; regulation of DNA-templated transcription. The record is from RefSeq and is a predicted model, not a curated record. The transcript has 3 exons. Lineage: Eukaryota; Fungi; Ascomycota; Eurotiomycetes; Chaetothyriales; Herpotrichiellaceae. Bases 435 to 3371 code for a protein of 978 amino acids. Gene Ontology annotation, cellular component: nucleus; HIR complex.
GUCUUCACUCCCAAGUUGUCUCCUCACCACACUGCGCAGAUCUCUCAUUUCAACUGUGAUUGCAUAUUUGCGCAGUAUCAUCAAAUUCAUAUCCCUCGCAAUGCGUACCCGACGACGGCAAAGAUAGUUUAACCAUGCAUAUCAUCAAGCCGAUCUGGCUCACCCAUGGAGGUAUUCGCGCAACCCCUACACAAGUUUCUAACGCGUCCUGAAGCGCGUCAACUCUGUCGCAUGCACUUUCUUGGGGCUCAGGAAGCUGACAAUAGUGGAAUCUAGGUGAGAAGAAGGAUUUCGAGGUUUACAGUUGUCAUGUCUCUCCCGAUGGCCAGCGUCUCGUUACCGCAGCCGGUGACGGAUAUGUUCGUAUUUGGUCGACUGAAGCGAUCUACAAUGCAGCGAAUGCCAAAUACGACAAGCCUAAACAGCUUGCGUCGAUGAGCUAUCAUUCGGGGACGAUUCAUGCUGUGCGCUUCUCUCCUGGUGGAAAGUUUCUAGCUUCCGGCGCCGACGACAAGAUUGUUUGCAUAUACACACUUGAUCCCAGUCCACCGAGCCACGCCGCAUUUGGUUCGAACGAGGCACCUCCGGUCGAGAAUUGGCGCAUCUUUCGAAGGCUAAUUGGCCAUGACAACGACGUACAAGAUCUGGGCUGGUCAUGCGAUGGAACAAUACUGGUAUCUGUUGGACUGGAUUCCAAAGUGGUGGUGUGGUCGGGCUUCACCUUCGAGAAGCUCAAGACUCUUCCCAACCACUCGAGUCAUGUCAAAGGCAUCACCUUCGACCCCGCGAACAAGUAUUUUGCGACCGCUAGCGAUGAUCGAACGAUACGAAUCUUUCGCUUCACCUCUCCAACUCAGAACUACAGUACUCAUGAUGCGGUUAACAAUUUCAUCCUUGAGCACACGAUUACUGAACCUUUCGUCAACUCCCCGCUCACAACCUACUUCCGGAGAUGCUCUUGGGGACCUGACGGUCAACAUAUAGCUGCAGCCAAUGCGGUCAACGGGCCAGUUAGUGCUAUUGCCAUUAUAAAUCGAGGAAGCUGGGACGGAGAUACCACACUCAUUGGGCACGAAGGACCUGUGGAAGUCUGCGCUUUCUCACCUCGAUUGUAUGGGAAAGAGCCGGUAAAUCGAGCACAGCCUGAGGAACAUGUAGCUCCUCACACUACGGUCAUCGCGUGUGGAGGGGCCGAUAAGUGCCUGAGCAUCUGGACAACCAGCAGCCCCCGACCUCUAGUCGUACAACAAGAUGUUGCAGGGAAACCGAUUUCAGAUAUCACUUGGAGUCCGGACGGUCACGCGCUAUUUGCGACCGCGUUAGACGGCACCAUACUUUCUGUAAUGUUUGAACCGGGCGAGUUAGGUUACCCAAGGCCAGUCGAAGAGAAUGACCGCUCACUUAGUAAGUUCGGCACUUCAAGAAAAGGGCUCGGUUUUCCGGAGACCACGGAUGCUUUGUUGCUCGAAGAAAUGAGCAAGGCAGGCGAGCUCAAAGGAGUCGAGGGACGUAUGGGCGCUCUGAUGGGUGACUCACACUCAGCCCAGCCAGCAGCAACGACCACAACGGCUACUACCAACGGCACUUCGACCACAGAAACUACCACAAACGGCGCCGAGCCGACGAGCAACGGCAACGCAGCUGCGAAACAAGAUGAACAAAAUCAAGCAAAGCUUGAACGACUCAAAAAUAGGGUAGAGAUAACUAAGGAUGGCAAGAAGAGAAUCCGUCCGCUGUUGGUGUCCGGUGCUGGUGGUGCGGAGUCAUCUCUACCGCAGACCAAGCUUGUCAGUGCAGCUGCGAAUGUUCAUGGCACAGUCGACACGCCACAAUCAAUUCUUGAUCUUUCGAAACCAUUCGAUGGCCUCCCCAAAGGUGGCAUAGCAUCCUUGCUCCUGGGAAACAAGCGAAAAUACGCUCAAAUCGAGGGCGAGGAAGAAGGGUCCACCGAGAAACGCAUUGUUGCCGCAAGUCAGAAAGGAGUUACGCCUAUUGUCGUCAACGGUGCCGAUGGGCUGCUUCCCGCUCAGUCUCAAACAGUUCUCAGCGGGCAGCAAGUUACUCCUGAGUUCAUACGUCCUGCGGUCAUCAAUCCAGCAUUGAGUGUUAGUCAAGUGCGUCUUGCCGUACCAAAAGUCAGAACGCAUAUUGUCCAAGCCAAUGAUGCAUUAGGGAAGCCUGUUGAUGCGACUGGCGAAGCUGGUAAAAAACCAGAGUUCGUUUUCGAAGCUCGGAAUCCUUCGGGUCCAUCCCUAACUCCAAGGGCUCAAGACCGAGAGCCAUGUCGUAUUACACUCGUGCGGAAGGAUCAGCCAUUAUGGCAAGAUUUUAUUCCGCGACCGGUAUUGCUAGUGACAGGUAAUCAGAACUUCUGGGCGGCAGCGGAUGAGGCUGGCGCCGUCUAUCUGUGGACGCCGCACGGCCGAAGACUUAACAGUGCCAUUGUUAUGGAAGCACAGCCUGUGAUCCUCACAUCGUACGACUCUUGGCUCCUGUGUAUCACUGCAGUCGGUCUAUGUUAUGUCUGGAACGUCAAGACUAUGUCCUCGCCGCACCCACCGGUUUCAUUGGCACCGGUACUUGAUGCAGCUAUGCAUUCACUAGCGGCUCAUCCCACUGGUGCUCCGGGCAUCACACAAGCUCGUCUGAAUUCGGAGGGGCGCGUUAUCGUCAGUCUAACGAAUGGGGAAGGCUAUGCUUAUUCGCCACAAAUGUACUGUUGGCAGCGCCUAUCAGAAGUCUGGUGGGCAGUCGGCAGUCAGUAUUGGAACACCACUGAUUCUUCUGUUGGCAAUAUUCAUCCUUCCAAAGCACAGAAAGAUAAAGAAAGAUCCGUCGAUGUUUCCGCCGGCAUCAUUCCGUGGCUAGAAAAGAACACGACUUCGGAGACAUUGCUGCGAGGACGAGCAUACUUCUUGCAACGCCUCAUCAAGGUCUUGUUAUCGCGAGAAGGGUUUGAAAGUUUUGAAUCUGGUGUGUCGAUAGCUCACCUUGAAAAUCGCAUCGCCGCGGCUAUGAUGCUUGGGGCCAAGGAUGAGUUCAGAAUAUAUCUGCUAAUGUAUGCGAAGAGACUGGGUGCCGAAGGCCUCCGACUCAAGGUCGAAGAGCUCCUACGGACUCUUCUUGGUGGUAUCGUGGAACAGCCGAGCAGCAGCGGUGAAUCCUCGGCCGCGACAGCGAAUGUUGUGGAAGGGCGUAAUUGGGACGAAGAUUCAAAAUCGAUUUGUGGCUGGCAACGGGAGGACCUUCUCAAAGAUGUGGUAUUGAUUCUUGGGAAGCAUAGGGAUUUGCAGCGGAUCAUAGUGCCUUUUGCCAAAAUGCUUCAAAUUGUCGAUGGAGGCGCCGAAGGUCAGGACGAAAUGGAUAUGUGAUGACCAUGAGGAUCUGGCGCACUGGGCGAUGGGCAUGGGCGAUUUACUGCGAUGGGUCAACUGCUGCUGGAGAUUCUGUCACAAUACUGCUUGCAUGGAAUGGCGAACAACGGGGCUAAAUGCAUGCAAUGAUGAGGAUUUGAUGGUGUCAACUUGGUAUCUCGGAUGGGGUCGAUUGGUUUUUUUAAGACAUGCGACUAUGUUGCAUAUCAUGACCAGGUCAGAAAAGAGGAUGAAGAAAUCACACCAAGACUGCAUUGCUUUGCACUGCGCAAAUCCUUUCUUCAUCUUCAAUUGCCAUGUUUACCUUUUUCAGACCGCGUUUUCUAGAGCGCACCCAUCUUCCCUCUCAACAAAUCA